This is a messenger RNA of Rhodamnia argentea, 2462 nucleotides long. Its product is annotated as acylamino-acid-releasing enzyme-like. The record is from RefSeq and is a predicted model, not a curated record. NCBI's taxonomy places the organism in Eukaryota, Viridiplantae, Streptophyta, Magnoliopsida, Myrtales, Myrtaceae. Gene Ontology annotation, molecular function: serine-type endopeptidase activity. The transcript is spliced from 17 exons. Gene Ontology annotation, biological process: proteolysis. Bases 1 to 2319 code for a protein of 772 amino acids.
AUGGAUGUUUCUCAGGUUGUCCCUCAAAUGGAGGCUCAUUUAGGGAUGGACAUUGCAACUGAAGAAGACUAUACUUCCCAGUCUCAAUUACUUAAAGAGUUCACUGACAUUUGCAACAUUGACGAGGCAUGGAUAUUUAAGUCCAGAAACGGAGAAGGCUCAAAGGGUAUGUUUUCACUUAGCCAGCCAGAUCUUCUGGCAAACAAGAUGAGGAAAUUCAUCCUAUCUGCUCAUAUCUCCAGCGAAACUAGCAAUUCCAUGACCUUUCAAUGGGCCCCAUUCCCUGUCGAGAUGGAAAACGCCUCUAUAACUGUUCCCUCACCCUCGGGCUCCAAGCUUCUUGUAGUGAAAAAUUCUGAAAAUGAUUCUCCAACUCAAUUUGAAAUCUGGGGUUCGUCUCAGUUGGAGAAGGAGUUCUGUGUUCCCCAAUCCGUCCACGGAUCUGUGUUUACAGAUGAUUGGUUCAAGGGCAUAUCUUGGAGCCAUGAUGAAUCUCUGAUUGCUUAUGUUGCCGAAGAGCCAGCUGCUUCCAAGCCCAACUUCGACAGUUCUGGCUAUAAGAAAGUUAAUUCAAAUGAAAAAGAUUGUGGCAGCUGGAAAGGUCAAGGUGACUUUGAAGAGGAGUGGGGGGAAACAUACGCAGGAAAAAAGAAGCCAACUCUCUUUGUUCUGAAUACUAAGAGUGGAGAGGUACGAGCUGUUCGAGGAAUCAUGAGCUCUCUAAGUGCUGGCCAGGUCAUAUGGGCACCAUCAGUUAGAGGCGCGAAUGAAUAUAUGGUUUUUGUUGGGUGGUCAUCAAAUCUGAGGAAGUUUGGCAUCAAGUAUUACAACAACAGGCCUUGUGCAAUCUAUGCGGUCAAAAAUCCAUUCCAUCAAUCAGAAGCUGAUAAAGUUGAUCUCAAAGCUGAUGCUGGGGAAGAAUCUCCUUUGUGUAAUUUAACUCAGAGCAUCAGCAGUGCUUUCUUUCCACGUUUUAGCCCAGAUGGGAAGUACCUUGUCUUUCUAUCAGCUAAGAGUGGAGUGGACUCUGGAGCACAUUGGGAUACUAAUUCACUUCAUAAAAUAGAUUGGUUAAUGGAUAGGAACCUGAGCCUACACAGAAGUAUUGCCGAUGUGGUCCCUAUCAUCAUGAAUGCUGAAGAAGGGUGCUUUCCUGGGCUUUACUGCACCAAUGUGCUUGCUAAUCCAUGGCUUUCUGAUGGAUGCACAAUGAUCCUAACUUCCUCAUGGCGGAGCAGUGAAGUGAUACUUGCGGUUAAUGUGCUGAAUGGCAGUGUAUCAAGAAUCAGCCCUAUGGAGUCAGAUGCUUCUUGGGAAAUUUUUGCUCUUGAUGGAGACAAUGUUAUUGCUGUUUCUAGCAGUCCAGUAGAUGUGCCUCAGCUGAAGUAUGGUUAUCUUAUUGAUAAAACACAAUCAAGUUCUUCAUGGAGUUGGUUGGAUAUUUCAAGUCCCAUAUCCAAAUGUUCUAAGAAGGUAGAAAUGUUGCUCGCAUCUCGUCAAUUCAGACUAAUUAAAAUUCCAGUCGAGGAUGUUUCCACUUGUACAACAAGAGGUGCUACAAACGACUUUGAGGCAAUUUUUGUAUCAUCUAAAUCAAAGAACGAUGUGCCUGAUCCGCUAAUCGUGAUCCUUCAUGGUGGGCCACAUUCUGUCUCCACUUCAAGUUUUUCAAAGUCCGAGGCUUUUCUGUCUUCACUUGGAUUCAGCUUACUGAUUGUGAAUUACAGAGGUUCAUUAGGAUUCGGUGAGGAAGCAUUGCAAUCACUACCGGGAAAAGUUGGUUCACAGGAUGUCAAUGAUGUACUUACAGCGAUAGAUCAUACCAUCGAGAUAGGACUUGCCAAUCCAUCCAAAAUAGCCGUGAUUGGAAUUUCCCAUGGUGGCUUCUUAACCACCCAUUUGAUUGGCCAGGCACCAGAUAAGUUUUGUGCUGCUGCUGCAAGGAAUCCUGUUUGUAACCUCGCAUUAAUGGUCGGCACUACAGAUAUUCCCGAUUGGUGCUACGUAGUCUCAUAUGGUAUCGAAGGGAAGAAUAUUUUCACAGAAGCGCCUUCAGAUGAACACUUGAGUCUUCUAUAUAGCAAGUCUCCCAUCUCACAUGUCCAUAAGGUCAAGACACCUACCCUUUUCCUUCUUGGUGCUCAGGAUCUUCGAGUCCCUGUCUCUAACGGGUUGCAGUAUGCCCGAGCACUAAGGGAGAGAGGAGUAGAUUGUAAAGUCAUCUUAUUUCCCCACGAUGUUCAUGCUAUUAAAAGACCACAAUCUGAUUUUGAAAGCUUCCUGAACGUUGGAGUAUGGUUCAAAAAGUACUGCAAAUGAGCAAGAGAAUGAAGCUGCGCCUUUGCUGUCUGGAUAACGGUUCAGAUGCCUCAAAUCUGGUAUCCAGUCAUUGUCUAGUAAUUUCUUUCGGAACAAUUCUUGUUCUAUUAGGGACAGAAUUCCUCAACUAGUGUCAUAUGACU